CCCCACCCAUCAGUCGGGGGACUGGGGUGGGUUGAGUUGAGUUGUGCUCUUGUGCUGCGGCGCGAGCUCCUCUUGUGCUGCUGAGCCACGCCUGUUCUCGCAGAGCUAGCUCUCAGCGCAUCUCUCCUCGCAGCCUCAGUUCGGUUGCUGGCUCGCUUGCUUGCUUGAUGCUGGUUCACCUCCCAGAUCAGGCCACAGCCCCAUCUCCGAAUUUUUGUUUUUGUUACAGUUUUUCUAACGUUUCUACGCGUUGAGAGGGGGGGGGGGGGUGGGGAUCGUGAUCGAGAGAGUGUUAGAUCUAGAAGCUCGCAGCUGGGAUCAUGGAGAUGUGGGCGUGGUUAACCUUUUGGAUCUUGUGAAUUAAUUUCCUAGUCUUGAUAGGGAGAUUUUGCAGUGAUCUCUGGAUUUGCCAAAGAGGGCUCGGAUCGUAAGCAAGGAGGAGGAGGAGGAGGAGGAGGAGAUAACUGAGAGCGGAGACCUCGAGAUAUAUAUAUAUAUAUAUUAUGGGGUGGCGUCACAAGGCGGGAUUAGUUUUGAUCGCCUCUGUCGUUUUGAUAUGGGUCACGUCAGCAGAGGUUACGCAGAGCAUUUUUGAAGCCUACAAGCACCCAUUCGUGCUCACGUACUUAGGAGCCUCGUUACUAGUUAUUUACCUACCUGUGUCGUACUUGAAGGAUCACAUCUGUGAUCACUACCAAAGAAAGAACAGAUUGAAACCCAAAAACUCAAUCAACCAUGGUACCAAACUGUCUUCAUUGCCGGGGUCACCCAUGCGAUCAAGCGAUGUGGACAAGACAUCGGAGCUUGAUCUUGAGAAGAUGAUCCUUUUGAAGGAGAUCAACUCCGAGAAACAAGAUCCACAGUCUAUCCACCCUUUUCUGUACAAGAGCAGCGGAGGUGUGGAGGAGUUAAAGAAUACGGUGGUUUAUACGACAUGGGAAAUGGCGAAGAUUAGCAUGGUUAUGGCCCCUCUCUGGAUCAUUACAGAGUAUUUGUCGAACGCCGCAUUAGCACUUACAAGCGUGGCUAGCACCACGAUCUUGUCAUCAACAGCAGGACUGUUCACUCUUUUAUUUGGGGUGUUUCUAGGUCAAGAUUCUCUCAAUCUCUCCAAGGUGGUUGCAGUGUUAGUUAGCAUUACUGGAGUGGCCAUGACUACUUUGGGCAAGACUUGGUCGACCAAGGAUAACAGCGAGUCAUUGAAUGACCUUGACCAGCAUUCUUUGGCUGGAGAUUUCCUAGGUCUUCUCUCUGCUGUUAUGUACGGUCUUUUUACAGUGAUGCUGAAGAAAUAUGGAGGAGAAGAGGGCCAAGGUGUUGACGUGCAGAAAAUGUUUGGCUUCAUUGGGUUUUUCACAUUAAUUGGCGCUUGGUGGCUUAUUUUCCCUUUACAUGCACUGGGACUGGAGCCUUCAUUUAGUGUCCCGACGUCCUUGAAAGUAGACGAGGUUGUUCUAGCGAAUGGCUUUGUUGGAAGCGUUCUCUCAGAUUAUUUCUGGGCCAUGUCUGUUGUGUGGACGAAUCCUCUGGUUGCAACACUCGGCAUGUCCUUAACCAUCCCACUAGCGAUGCUGGCUGACAUGGUACUGCAUGGACGCCAUUAUUCUUUCAUCUACUUUCUUGGUUCUACUCAGGUGUUUGCAGGAUUUGUGAUAGCCAAUCUGACAGAACGAUUCUCCUAGAAGCUGGGAGUGUAAAGUAACGGGGCCCGACACCAAUACGAGUAAUCCUUCGAGGUGCAAUAAGCUUGUUCUUAGACACCACUGUUUUGUGUCGGAGAGAUGCAAAUAGCCGUAGGCCUGAUUUAUUUCCUGUCUAUAUUUCCAUCAUUGGAGCUAUCCUCUAGACACACAAUGCACGUUCUCUGGAACAUGAACGUAGUUUUAAGUAGUGCGCUGAGAAACUCAAGGCGGGGAUUCGGCUACCACUUCGAAUUCGGUUAGAAGGCUUGUCGAUAAAGAGAGUGUAGAGAUUGAGGAUGGCACAUCCCCUAUUAGAUUUUGUGGUCAGAGAAGGCUUCCAAUGAGGAAUAAAGCAUAGAAAUUGGUACGAACACUACAAACUGUUAGUCAUAAGCUGAACAUGGUGUUGAAGUCCCGGGAUGGAACUGAUUCUCAUUAAUGUACAAUUCUUCACAGAAACCUGAGGAGCUGUUUUUUUUCUA
This is a messenger RNA of Physcomitrium patens, 2164 nucleotides long. Its product is annotated as putative transporter C405.03c. Gene Ontology annotation, cellular component: membrane. The record is from RefSeq and is a predicted model, not a curated record. Lineage: Eukaryota; Viridiplantae; Streptophyta; Bryopsida; Funariales; Funariaceae.